AUGGAUUCUGGUGGACCGGAAGACCACCAGCGCUCUCACACCUUUCAACCCGGGCAUCAGCACAGUGCAACAAUCAAUUCUUCGACAUACCCAUCUUCUUCUAAUACUUACUCGGCAGACAGCAGUGCAUCGCCAAACCUUUCUCAUGGGGACCAAGAUGCGAUAAGCAAUGCCACAAGCAGCACAGAGAGCAUCCCUCAGGAUGCUGCUGGAGAGGCUGUAGCUGGCAGCGAAAAUGAAGCUGUUGGUCCUUCGUUGGAUGCACCCAAGCUCCCACCACAGCGGCCUUCACAACUGUCAGGGAAGUUGUCAUCACACCAAUUGUCUGGAGUGCGUCAAUCUGACGAUCAGCGAAGUGCUGCAAGGGGCCUUAAAAUUAGAAUAUCUUUUGGACAAAAGCUGGCGAUCAAGAAGGAAGCUGCUGUGCCUGUGCACAGCCCAACAGCUUCACGGGAAGCGCUUGUGAAUGGUGGCACCAGUGCAGCGCAGGAGCCUCUUGGUGGCACUGGUUUGCCACUACACAGUGCUGAUGCUCAGGAAGUUGCUGACAGGGAUAGGUCAGCUGGCGACAGCAGCUGCACAGAUACUGAUGAGGAUGGCGAGUUGAUACAGAGGGCCAUGAAAGCGAAAGAGGAGCUCCUGAGACGGCAGCAAGAAUUGCGAUUGUCAAAGCCAAGACAAUCCUCCUCUUAUCGUCCACGCCCAGGAGGCGUUACUUUGAAGCUUCUCAUUGAUGAGGGACUGCUGCAGCCUGGCCCUGCAGUGCUCAAUUUGGAGUACCGAGGCCUUCAGGAAACGGGUGACCUGUUGACAGACGGGCGCAUACAAUGGAAAGAUAGAGUUUUCGACUCGCCCAGCGCCUUCUCCAUAUUUGUGAAGCGGAUGGUUAACCCGUCAAGAAAAGCUGAUGAUGGAUGGAAGACUGUGAAGUAUUGUGGCAAGUACCUGGAUCACUAUAAACUUGAGCUUGCUCGACAACGUUUUGGCCCAGCUGUGGUUGCGGAUGCUUUGGGCCCAAACAACAGUGACACAGAGCUGGAGCAUGUUGUAAAGAGGCCUCGAAUGGAGCCGGGCUGCCCCUUGCCCAACACAUCAGUUGAAGCAGGGACAAGUGGUGGUGCUGAGAGCAAUACGCCAGCUGGGAGUGAGCAGGUUGGAGCCUCAUUCCAUCAUGUGCAGAAUGCCGUUGGGGUUUCGAGCCCUUCUCAGACCUUGCAGCACAGUGAUCCAGGAAACGAUGAUGGGCUGCAGGGGAGUGAUGCACUCAUUCACUCAAGGGUUUUUCCAGGGGAAGCUUCCUUGAUUCACCCAAGCCUGUUGGGAAUCUGA
Ostreobium quekettii is the source of this 1329-nucleotide messenger RNA. The record is from the annotation of a GenBank genome assembly. Lineage: Eukaryota; Viridiplantae; Chlorophyta; Ulvophyceae; Bryopsidales; Ostreobiaceae.